AUGCUUUGCCAGAAGCGCGCAGCUUCAACUCUGAAGCCGCAGUUAAGGAGCCUCGUCUUGGGCCACUCGAAGCGCAAGGCCCUCGUGGAAGAAACGGACUCGGAGACUACGCGGCGAUCCGAGGAAUCCUCUGAAAGCGACAGCGACGGAAGCGAGGCCAAUGAGUAUGCAGAAGGCUUGGGCUACGCGGAUCAGAAACGGUGCUGCCAGAAGAGCACCAGCCAGUUUGAGUUUGACCACCACCCCAGAGAGGAGUACUUCGAGCAGCCCAAGUCCUAUCAGGAUGACGACAGUCGGUGCAUGGAGCUCCCAGUUCUGCGAAGCUCUGAUGGCAGCCAGGCUUUGCCCAGCGUCCUCAAUGAACUGGAGGUGCGCGAAGCCAUCAAGGAGCGCUGCGCCAAGCGACGUCGGCUUCGGGCCCAGCGCGGGCAAUCCGCGCCAGGCCAGGCCCCGGUGCCGGUGCCGGCUGCGGCUGCGUGCCAAUCUGCCGACCCAACACCGGAGGCAGGUCUGAAGCAGAUCCGAGCCUACUCUGCCUGUCUUUCCGUGCUGCGGCAGUCGCAGGAGAACACCUUCGACGAAGAGAAGAUAUGGGGUGACGGCGCCAAUGAAAUUGUUCCCUCUGACCGCCCUCGCCAACUUGGUUUUGGUUGA
Symbiodinium sp. CCMP2456 is the source of this 654-nucleotide messenger RNA. The record is from the annotation of a GenBank genome assembly. NCBI's taxonomy places the organism in Eukaryota, Dinophyceae, Suessiales, Symbiodiniaceae.